This is a messenger RNA of Prunus avium (sweet cherry), 1086 nucleotides long. The record is from RefSeq and is a predicted model, not a curated record. Lineage: Eukaryota; Viridiplantae; Streptophyta; Magnoliopsida; Rosales; Rosaceae.
AUGGAGGUGUGUAAUGAAGUUCAAGCAUAUAAUCUGUGCAACUCUUAUGCAUUGAAGAAAGGAUUUAGCAUUCGUAAAGGAAAUAUUCAAAGAGAUGCAAAAAACAAUAUCCGACAACGAGACUAUUUGUGUUCAAAGCAAGGGUUUUAUGAUGACCUUUGUGAAGUGAAGACAGUUCAUCAAUUGGAUACAAGGACAGGUUGUAGGGCUUUAAUUCGAUUCACUGUGGAUGAUGGUGUGUGGAAGAUAAGUCAUAUAAAUUCAGAUCAUAAUCAUGAGUUUGCUAAGCUUGAAGAAAGACAAUUUCUCAAAUCUGGUCGGAAGAUACAAAAGGCUCACGCAAAUGUUAUGUCUUCUAUGGUUGAAGCAGGUAUAAGGCCAACAAAGUCGUAUUCGUAUUUGGCAAAAGAAGUUGGUGGUUAUGAGAAUGUUGGGUUCACUAAGAAAGAUUGUCUAAAUUAUUUGCAUAGGAAGAAGGAAGAAUUGAUUGAAGGAGGGGAUGCACAAAGUUUGAUCAAUCAUUUUAAGCAUAAACAAGCUGAGGAUCCUAAUUUUUUCUAUAGUGUUCAAGUGGAUCAGUGUACUCGGAUGAUGAAUUUUUUUUGGAGAGAUGGUAGAUCAAAGUUAGACUAUGAUUGCUUUGGAGAUGUUCUAUGCUUUGAUACUACUUUUCGGACCAACAAAUACAACCUAAUAUGUGCUCCAUUUGUGGGAGUUAAUCAUCAUUGGAAAAAUGUCUUACUUGAUUGUGCUUUUUUAUUGGAUGAAAGCACAAAAUCAUUUGUUUGGUUGUUUGAAACUUUUUUGGAGUCAAUGGGAAACAAACACCUGAUAACCAUUUUCACGGAUGAGGAUAAAGCGAUGGCAAAUGCAAUUGAGAUUGUAUUUCCACAAACACGCCAUCGAUUAUGUACUUGGCAUAUCGCUAAAAAUGCUACUCAACCUCUUGCUGGUCUUUAUACUAACCCAGAGUUUAGCAAUUAUUUCAACAAGUGCUUCUAUGGUUGUUUUAGUGAAUCAGAAUUUGAAGACACAUGGGAUCACAUGAUUAAAACCUUCAAGCUUGAGAAUCAUUCGUGGCUGUAA